This is a messenger RNA of Cornus florida, 3289 nucleotides long. Its product is annotated as receptor-like protein kinase FERONIA. The record is from RefSeq and is a predicted model, not a curated record. Gene Ontology annotation, biological process: protein phosphorylation. The transcript has a single exon. Gene Ontology annotation, molecular function: protein kinase activity; ATP binding. Bases 180 to 2720 code for a protein of 846 amino acids. Lineage: Eukaryota; Viridiplantae; Streptophyta; Magnoliopsida; Cornales; Cornaceae.
AAUUGCUUGAAAUCUGAAAAAGAAAUUAAAAAUUAGGAAGUAAAAAUCUCAUGUGAGCAUGUCAAGUUCAUGUUUUUAUGCUAAUCAAAUACGUAUGUAAAACCAACGACUAAAAUCUUUAUCUCCAUUCAUCAUCUCUCCAUCUUUUCGUCUCCUUGAAUUCCCAAGUCUCCCCUGCAAUGAAGAACAUCAUCAACACAAAUUCUUAUCUUAAAAACCUAGUGAUGAUCAUUAUCUCUCCUCUUUACCUCAUCUUCCUACUCACUAGUUCACUCAUCCUCAUACCCUGUAACUCGCAACCAUUUACUUACAACCCUAGCGUAAACAUUGCCCUUGACUGCGGCUCCUCCGAGGAACACACCUCGCCGGACGGCAGAUAUUGGUUUGGAGAGACCAGUCUCUACCUCUCCCCUUUAGAACAAAAACCUAACAAAUCAAUAGCCCCAUCGGUGAGUGCUCAUGUUCCCUACUCGACAGCACACAUCUCUCUGUCUGAUUUCAGCUACGUAUUUCCGGUCACCGCCCGCCAAAACUUCAUCCGCUUGCACUUCUACGCUUCUCAAUACCCAAAUUUCGACCCCUCCAAAGCCUUCUUCUCCGUCAAAGCCAAUCAAUUCACUCUUCUCAGCAACUUCAGUGCCUUUCUAACAGCUACUUCUCUCGGCUCCUACUUUAUAGUCAAAGAAUUCUGCAUAAACGUAGGAGAUCAAGAUCAUACACUAAACAUCACCUUCACUCCGUCUUUGAUUCCGUUGGAUGCAUACGCUUUCAUCAAUGGAAUUGAAAUUGUCUCCAUGCCUACCAAUCUUUAUUACACAUCGGCAGAGGCUCAAGAUGGUAUUACUUUUGUCGGCCAUGAGCAAACCCCAAUUCGUAUUGAAAAGAGCACUUUUCUUGAGACCGUACACCGAUUGAAUGUUGGUGGAUCAGAUAUUUCACCCGUGAACGACACUGGCAUGUUCCGAAGCUGGUUGAAGGACGACGAUUAUGUGUCAAACAUAGGGGCUCUUCCAGUCAACAACAGCUUUGAAGUUCUCUUUACCAAAGUACCCAGUUACACUGCACCAGCCGAAGUAUAUAUGAGCGCUCGCUCCAUGGGAAACAACAAAACUGUAAACAAAAAAUACAAUCUCACUUGGAAUUUGCCUGUGGAUUCGGGUUUUACUUACCUGGUCAGACUACACUUUUGUGAGUUCCAAGUUGAGGUCACAAAGCAAAGUGACAGGGAAUUCACUAUAUUCAUAGCGGAUAAGACGGCCGAGCCUCAAGCCGAUGUGAUUGUUUGGGCUGGAAGAAACCAUGUCCCGUUUUGCAGAAAUUAUGCAGUGAUGAUGGUGAGUCAAGGAAGAGAUCAGAAGAAACAGAAUUUGUCUAUAGCUCUGCAUCCCAAUCCGGAAUCAACGACUGUUUACCCUGACGCCAUCUUGAAUGGAAUAGAGGUUUUCAAACUCAGUGACUACUCCGUCACUCCUGCCAGACACAACCCUGUCCCAGUUCCACAACCGCGAAGAACUACACUAGUCGCUGCUGCUGUUGUAGGCGGUGUUCUUUCUGGUGUGGCGACACUCUCUCUUCUUGGUUUCUUGAUUUUCCGGCAACGGAGGAGAGUCAAAGAAUCAGGUUCCAGCCAUGGACGUCGAGCAGCAUGUUGGGGCUCCAUCUCCUACCUCGCAACAAAAAAUGACAAAAUGGGUGGCUCACUUCUACCGUCAGAUUCUUGUCGUUAUUUUACUUUUGCUGAAAUCAAAGCCGCUACAAAUAACUUUGACAAUGCUUUUAUCAUUGGACGUGGAGGCUUUGGCGAUGUGUACAGAGGGUAUAUAAAUUGCAGAGCCACCCCGGUUGCGAUAAAACGGUUGAAACAAGGGUCCCAACAAGGGGCUCAUGAGUUCAAGACGGAAAUCGAGAUGCUCUCUCAACUCCGUCAUCUCCAUCUGGUGUCUCUAAUUGGUUAUUGCAACGAGAAACAUGAGAUGAUUCUUGUGUAUGACUACAUGUCUAAUGGGACUCUGAGUGAUCAUCUCUACGGCACUAACAAUCCUCCACUCCCGUGGAAGCAACGGCUCGAGAUCUGCAUUGGCGCUGGGCGUGGCCUGCAUUACCUCCAUGCAUGUGCAAAACACAGGGUCAUUCACCGCGACGUGAAGACGACCAAUAUUUUAUUGGAUGAUAAAUGGGUAGCCAAGGUUUCCGAUUUCGGAUUGUCAAAAAUUAACCCCACCGACGCCUCCAACACCCACAUCAGUACCGCGGUGAAGGGUAGUUUUGGGUAUUUGGAUCCGGAAUACUAUCAACGUCAGCAACUGACAGAGAAGUCUGACGUGUACUCUUUUGGAGUGGUAUUGCUUGAGGUAUUGUCUGGUAGAGCACCACUGAAUAAGGCACUGGAGAUAGAUCAAGUGAGCUUAGUUUUAUGGGCCCGCAAAUGUUAUCAGAACGGUACCCUUGAUCAGAUCAUUGAUCCGCAUCUGAUCGGAAACAUCGAGCCUGAAUGUUUGAAGAAAUUCACGGAGAUAGCGGUGAGGUGUUUGCAUGAUGAGGGAAUCAAACGGCCGUCAAUGAAUGAAGUCGUGUGGACCCUGGAGUUUGCGUUGCAGCUACAGGUGAGUGAGAAGGAUGGAAUCAAGAUCGAUGGUGGGAUGAGUUUUACAACUAAUAGGUUUGAUAAAGUGUCCUCAGCUGAUGUGUUCUCAGAGAUUAUGAAACCUUGUGGGCGUUGAAAUGUGGUGCGCCAAAAGCUGUUAUCUAUUAAGGUUAAAGACUCCCCCGUUGCUAGAAGGCUGAUGCUAGACUGGGAUUUGCCGGCUUUCAUUCGUCCGCCACUUGAGCCGCCGGAUCUCGACUCUUGGGGUUUUUACCCUAAAUGUUCUCACCAGAACGUGAUUGCUUUUAGCGUUGUGUUUUGCCCUAGACAUGAAUACUCUAGUUCACCUAUAUUAGACUAGAAACGUCUUCGUCUUUUGGUUUAGGCCUUGUGUAUACACAUUUGUUUUUUGUGAUUUGGCAAGCCCAUCAUUCGUGGACUUGGCCCAAAGUGGAGGCUUGCCUCCGUUUGUAUUACUGUACCUUUUAAUAUAUAAAAUCACCCUUAUCUUCAGAAAAAAAAAAAUAAAUAAAUAAAUAAAUAAAUAAAUAAAUAAAUAAAUAAAAGAUAAAAAAUUGUUAAAAGUAGGUAGACAAACUAUAUAUUGUAUUGAUGUAAUAAUGUAAGAGAGGAGAACAAGUAAACUUUAUAUAUGAUAAUGAGAUAUAUGAUAAUGUUAUAUAUAAUAAUAGUAGACAAAGAUAG